Topomyia yanbarensis is the source of this 2507-nucleotide messenger RNA. RefSeq names its product general transcription factor IIH subunit 1-like. Gene Ontology annotation, biological process: nucleotide-excision repair; transcription by RNA polymerase I; transcription by RNA polymerase II. The transcript is spliced from 5 exons. Gene Ontology annotation, cellular component: transcription factor TFIIH core complex; transcription factor TFIIH holo complex. The record is from RefSeq and is a predicted model, not a curated record. Lineage: Eukaryota; Metazoa; Arthropoda; Insecta; Diptera; Culicidae. The coding region runs from base 352 to 2190 and encodes 612 amino acids.
AAUACAAGUAACGACGAUGUGCGAUGUGAUUAUGUGUUGCAACAAUAAAAUAAAAAUGUUCUCUCUGAAUCAAAUUGCACAUGGCGGCCAUAAAACACCAUGGAAGCAGCUCUCCGUAGAAAAUAGACCAGAAACAGAUUCUUCACAACAUAAUCGUAAAACAAGGAAAAAGUAUUCUCCAACGUUGGGGCUUAUAGGAGCUUCCAGUCGAAGGUCCUCGCAGCAGCGGAAGUAACGUGGCCGACUCAUUUUCGACUGAGACUCGCUGAAUGCGCUAGUAAUCGGUGGUUCAGGAAACGUGUUUUCCUUCCAACUCGCCAAACUUCAGAAAGGUACGUUUUCUAUCCUAACAUGACCACAACCCGGGAAGACGUUCUGCUGCAGAUGGGUGAGGUACGAUACAAAAAAGGCGACGGAACGCUGUACGUCAUGAACGAACGGAUCGCCUGGAUUGCCGAGCAUCGUGAUACGGUCGCCGUUUCGCAUCGUUUUCAGGAUAUUAAAAUGCAAAAAAUUUCUCCGGAAGGAAAACCGAAAAUCCAACUACAAGUCGUCCUACACGACGGAAACAGUUCAACGUUCCACUUUGUCAACCGCAAUGGGCCCCAGGCACAAAUGGUUGACCGUGAUAAGGUGAAGGAGCUGCUACAGCAGCUGCUGCCCAAUUUUAAACGUAAGAUUGAUAAGGAGCUGGAGGAAAAGAACCGGGUCCUAACCGAGAAUCCUAUGCUGCUGCAGCUAUACAAGGAUCUCGUAAUCACACAAGUGCUACCCAGUGAUGAAUUCUGGGUGAACCAUGCAAAGCAAUAUUUGUCCAAGGAUCAAUCCCAGAAACAGGACAUCGGCGUGUCUGGGGCGUUUCUAGCUGACAUAAAGCCCCAAACGGACGGUUGCAAUGGGCUUCGAUACAAUCUCACCUCCGAUAUUAUUGAGUGCAUCUUCAAGACCUAUCCGGCUGUCAAGCGGAAACAUGCGGAGCACGUUCCUGCCAAGUUAACGGAGUCGGAGUUCUGGACCAAAUUCUUUCAGUCACACUACUUCCAUCGGGAUCGUAUAGCGGCCGGUACCAAAGACAUUUUUACCGAGUGCGGUAAGAUCGACGACCAACAACUAAAGCAAGCAGUUCAGGAUAAUCUUGGUGAUCCGCUUCUGGACAUCCGUUCUUUCGAGGAUAAUACAUUGGAAGAAGGUUUCUGCAGUGCAACCGCUAACAAGCAGACUGUUAACAGUGGUAAUAUCGUGCAUCAGAGCAUGAUCAAGCGGUUCAAUCAGCAUUCAUUUAUGGUACUCAAAACGUGCACCGAUGUAAAGACCCUGAACCAGGGCAUCGGGGCAAUUCUCAAUGCAACUCCUACGGCCGCUAGUAAUGGUGAUGCCAAUGGUAACACUAAGGAUAAAUCGAACAAUAAUAAUCAUUUGGUGAACGGGUUCAACAAAAAGGAAAAACGAAUUCACGAGAACAAUCACAUUGCCAACGGGGACAUUAAUGGUGGUCACAAUGUGGCAUCGACCGAGGAAUCUUCUGUCGAACCUGCCAUAAAACGUGCUCGAAUUCUAGAGAAAAUUCAUUACGAUGAUUUGGAAGAUGACAGCGAUUCGAGCAAACAGUCAAAGCAGUUAAACCUCACAAAAAUUGAACGCUACCUGCACGGACCGGUGCCAACCUCCAGUACUGGUGGGGUAUCAACAGGUUUUCACGAUCCGCAGUUGGAAUACGGCUUGCCCGAUCUGGAAUCGGUGAACAGCUGUAUCAUGCAGGCCACCGGUUCCUGGAAUAAUCGUACACCUCACAAAGUGCUGGUCAGUGCAGCGUCAGCCGUUAAUGCUCUCAUGGAACUAAGUCCUGGUGGAGCACUGAUGAGGGGCUUCCAGGAACAGAGCUUAGCUCAACUUGUGCCUCCCGAUAUCGAGAAGGAAAUUCGCAAUCUCUACCUGUCGCUAUUGGAACUACUGAAACACUUCUGGAAGUGUUUUCCUCCUACCACACCGCAGAUGGAGACGCAAGCAAGCCGGAUGCACGAUGCAUUGCAGCGAUUUUCGAUGGCUAAACUGAAGCCGUUUGAGGACCGUGCCAUGAGAGAACUGUUGCCAUUGGGAGCGUCACUGACGCAGCAUUUAAAUCAGCUUUUACAAUCGGCUAAUCGAAAGUACGCCACCUGGCAGGAACGGCAGCGACGUUCGCACAGGUAGCACCAACCAGUAUCGUCGUCGCCUGUUCUACAUCAUCUGCCGUCAAAUCGCCAUCAGCAGCAGCACCGUUAUCAGCAUAAUCACAGCGAUCUGGUCGGUAUAUUUUCCAACGCUCGCAAGCGCUAGUAUAGCAUCACCAUCAAUAGCCGACAACAUCGCCACAGUACCAGCUCGGAAGUUGCUGAAUUUAUCGCAAUUUUCCGAAUAACUUAACCUAUCGGCGAGCUGUGUCUAUCGGUUCCGGUAGGGGUUUCGCACAUCAAUCCGAUUGUAUUUGUUCCAUGUUUUCUAUAGAAUCCGGGUGAAAACACCAGAAU